Chaetomium globosum CBS 148.51 is the source of this 369-nucleotide messenger RNA. RefSeq lists its product as uncharacterized. The transcript has a single exon. NCBI's taxonomy places the organism in Eukaryota, Fungi, Ascomycota, Sordariomycetes, Sordariales, Chaetomiaceae. The record is from RefSeq and is a predicted model, not a curated record. The coding region runs from base 1 to 369 and encodes 122 amino acids.
AUGACCAGCCGAAAUCUCAACCAAACCUGGCGCGACGUCGUCCUCAAGCAAUACGAAGCCGACCACGCGGCCGACGUGCCCUUCCCCGUGCGCUACCUGAUCCACGCGCCCGAGUGGCAGAGAGACAUCUCCAUCUCGAUUCCCACCAAGAUCGACGUGGCCCCCUUCCGUCAAGCCGUCCUUGCCUUUUGCAAAGCCAGACGCCUCGCCGACGACCCGGCCUACGACGGCGACCUCCUCAGCGUCCGAGCACGCGUUUCUCCACGUCCGGACCCGUCUGCGUCGGCUCCACGCAAUGAUGAUGAUGCUCCUUCCCCGCAAGACGACAUUGACCAGCCCGAGCCUGGUGUUGCUGGUAUCAGCGGCUGA